UCGCGCUGCUCGCUGCUCUUUUUUGAAAAGGGAAAUGCGUGAAAUUCGUGCGCCAUUUCCACCAGACCAGAGUUACGCGCCGUAGCUGUGUUUUUCACUCAGUCCCACCAGUCGCCGUCGCGUUACGUCACGAUAGCAGUUGUAGAAUUGUAUAUCGCCAAACGGUAAAUAUUGAAGGGAGUUUUCUUGGCUUGCCGUGGGUUUUCCUUUGAAGCGGCUCUCGCACACACACACCACCCGCGCUGAAUUUUCCUUGGCACCCAUAAAAUUUGGAAAAAAACACAUGUGUCUCUCUCUCUCUGUGUUUUUGUUUUUUCGGCUGCCCAAGUAGACGGCGCGUAGUUUUUCACUUUGACGGGAGUUUUCCUUUCGGUCGUCGCCUCACACUCAUUUCUAAUUGUGAUUCGUAGGAAGUAAGUUCUCUAGUGCAAAAUAUAUGUUCAAAUAAAAUAGUUAUAAAUCGGAACACAACAAUAAAUACAAGCAAACACCACCAAAUAUCGAAAAGAAAUAGAAAGAAAAAACAAGAAUCCAUCUUAAACUCGUCGUCCCAUCGUCUUUUGGUCUUCUUGUUCUUGUUCUCAACGUCCGUUAAAACCACGCAUCAGGAUUGAAUAAUAUAUAUCGAGAUAUAUACAUACAUAUAUCUAUGACAAGCGUAUACCAGAGAUAUAGAUGAUAAGCAGCAGCAGCAGCAGCAGCGUUCGGGAAAAGCACUUGCAACUGUAACUGUAAACGGUGUCCCCUCACGUAAGAAACGUAACGACGUAUUGGCAACCAAUCGGAAAUCUAACGAUUUCGAGAAUCCGCCAGUCAGCAAAAAAGGAGCACAUCAAACUGUAUACAUGCGUGCUACAACUAAACCAGUGGAAACCAUCUCUAUAGUCCCAGCUGCCGCAUAAUCGCCUCGCCAUCUAAUCCGAUCCGAUUCGACUCGAAUUCGAUAUAGUCCAACAGCCGAGCCGCUCGAUCCAACGAACGGCAGCGAGAAGAACUCUUUGGCCAGCGCGCACCCCCAAUCUCCAGCCACAGCCUCAAGAUUCUGCCCUUCGGAGCCCCCAACUUUCGUCUGGAGACGACACCCGCAGAGAUGCACAAAAUCGCGGCAGCGCCGCCUCCAACGGCAGCGCCCGGCGGAGGACUGGAGACGCCCCUGGCGGCGCCCAAAUACGGCACAUUAAUACCCAACCGCAUCUUUGUGGGCGGCAUCAGCGGCGAUACCACCGAGGCCGAUCUGACCCGCGUCUUCAGCGCCUACGGAACGGUAAAGAGCACCAAGAUCAUCGUGGAUCGGGCAGGCGUCAGCAAGGGCUACGGAUUUGUCACCUUCGAAACGGAGCAGGAGGCGCAAAGACUGCAAGCGGAUGGUGAGUGCGUGGUACUACGAGAUCGCAAACUGAACAUUGCACCGGCCAUCAAGAAGCAGCCCAAUCCUCUGCAAUCGAUUGUGGCCACGAACGGAGCCGUCUACUAUACCACCACGCCGCCGGCACCGAUGAGCAAUAUACCCAUGGAUCAGUUCGCAGCCGCUGUAUAUCCGCCAGUUACUGACUUUACAGCCGCUGGAGUGCCAGCCAUCUACCCACCUUCAGCCAUGCAAUAUCAGCCAUUCUAUCAGUACUACAGUGUGCCAAUGAAUGUACCCACCAUUUGGCCUCAGAAUUACCAAGGAAUUUAUCCAUGUUAACUUUGAGGAUGCAGCAACAGCAACAAUAGUGAUGCUACUACUACUACUACAACAACAACAACAACAAAAAUCCACAACAACAAAAGUAGACUAUAAAGCAUAAAUAGAAUUUAUAUAAACUCACACACACUGAAAAACGCACCACAGCUGCAAUUUCGGAAAUGUUUAGUCAAAGGAAAUCAUCAUAUAUUGAAGGCAGAAGGUAGACGCUCUGGAAGGACACUCACCCACACAAGCACACCCUCACACCUACACACAAACACGCAAACGCAAGGAAACCAUUGCAAAAUGCUGUAAAGUAAGCUGCUUAUGUUAUUAGAGAUGUUUGGGGUGUGCGAGUGUGAGUGAUGAGUGAUGGGGGAUAACAUUUUGGUAGAGGAAACAUUUAUGAUGUGCAAUUAGCGGUGGAACGGGGGAGGGUAAAAGGAACAGAGGGGCUAUAAUAGGGAACGUUGACAAAACUGCAGUGUGUGUGUGUGUGGUAAGUCAGCAAGUGAAAGACAGAAAAAUACAUGUAGAGGCAGUGGAGAAGGGGGGAGAACUUAAAACCAUAUUUAAACUAUACUAUAUAGGAAACAUCAUGCUAAAUACACACAACUGGAUUAUACAGAGGCAGCAAAUGUGGAGAGCACUUACUAAAACCAAUACACACUCACACACACACCCACUCACAAACGUGCAGGACAACACACACUUAUAUAUAUGCUAUAUAGGGAAUAACUGAGUAAAAUUGCAUAACACACACAUAUACUAUAUAUGGUAGCUAAGAAAGCGGGGCAGCGAUCGAAGAUUAAAGACAUAAUAUUAUGCAUAAAUUAAUUUAUAUACAUAUAUACAAUACAUAUAAAGCGUAAAGUAAUUGUAACUCGUAACUGUAACUGUCCUACACAGACACAUACAGCAAUACAAAACAAAAAGAUGAAUAAGCAAAGGAGACGACAAAGUCAAGCAGCAAAGCAAGCACACACACACACUAAACACACACAAACACACGCACACCCACGAAUCCUGGGCGGAGAGUAUAGGAUAAUCUAUAAAGAUUGCCCCUAACUAUUCGAUCAGAAUUCGUUGAGAGGGAAAAAACCUAACUUGUAAGCCAAGCAAAAGAAAACUGAACGAAAUUUUAGUCUAAACGGAAAUACUAAAAGGAGGAAAAAGUAAAAAUCAUAAAAUCUAGCCACAUAAGCCAAGCAAAAAGUGAACUAAAUACAAAAAAAAAAACAAAAACUACAAUAAAGAUAUUCAAAAUAUGCUAGCUAAAAAAUGCGAAAAACAUACACAUAACUCCCGGCCAGUAUAAACGGGAGGCAUAUAUUAGAGAGACUAUUAAAGGAAAGCUAAACUCAAAGCUCUAGCGACAAGGUAAAUAGAUAAAAACUCAAGCAAUACAUAGACACUCAUAGGUGUGUGUUACACAAGAAUAUAGUUAAAUAUAUACGAAAAGCAAAAGCAAAAGCAAGCAAACGUAAAAGUAAAAUAAUAUAAUAAUUUAAUAAACUAAUGUACAAGAAAAACCAAGCAAAACAAGCAAAACUCUGCGAAAAUGUUGAUUUAUCAUUUCUGUUUUUCUAAACUCACUUAAGAUUCUGUUGUAUCUAUUGUUAUGAUGACAUGGCAUCAAACUAAUCAAAAACACGAACGAGAAAAGCAAGAUGUGUUAACCGAAAUUAUUUAAAGUAAUAGAGAACGCGUUGGCCAAACAUUUGCGGGGGCAGCCGGCGACCUGGGAGCGAAGAAUUUCAUUCAAAAUUGGUGCAUAAUUUGGCUGAAGUGAAGAAUCCCCAAACGGAAAAUUCGAUAUAAAUAUUUACAUAUACGUAUAUGCCUUAUUGAACGAAACUAAAUUAUUUGCCCACUAAAUACUGUUAUCGUAUUGUGACGAACGUAAUAAACCAACCCAGAGGUUUCAAAAAUACCUGCUAAAACAGAUGUCGCCGAGGUCGCCCAUCGCCCAUUGACCAUCUAAAUUCGAGACUCGCUGCCGCCGCAAAUGGACUUCGCUGCGAAGUUGUUGACAAAUUUUUACUAAAUUGUUAAAUAGUUAAAUACAAAACAUUUUUAAAUCGAAUUGUAACAAUAAUUAGAAAUCACUCUUUGUUGAAACGAAGCAACACAAAAUGUAAUGAAAUGGAAAGCAAUAAUUCACUUAGGCAUGCUCUAGUUAAAAACUAAAACUGAAAUCAAGUCGAAGAAGCAACAUAGAAACCACCAACCAAGAGUACUUACAUGUAUGUCAGUCAAUAGGGAUUUUAUUUAGUUCGAAGGCACGGGUUCAAAUCCUGGGAUCCCAGUAUCCCAGAGGAACCAAAUUGCUGGGAGAAAAGUGAGGUGGAGUGACAAAUUUAUGGGACAUGGUCUGAUUUCGAAAUGAGUUCAAUUCACUCUUUUUAUCCAGCCAUCCCAGCAAUUUUAUCUUCCGCAGACUAAUCAGAUAAAUAUCAGAUCAUAACUAAUAAAUCCAAGGCAUAACUUAAGUAUAUACGUGAUAUUUUGAAAGCGAAAAUUCAUAAAUAAAUUGUUUAGGUUUAAAACAAUAUUAAAUAUAUUAUACAGAUAUAUACAUACAUAUAUACAUUAUAAAGAUAAUGCCGAGGCAUAAUUAAAACCAUAACGAUUAAUUAAUUAAAUAAUGAAUGAACAUUUUUGCUGACAAAACAAACAAAAGAAAAACAAAAACCAAAACGAAAAAGAAAGAGACGAGUAAAAUGUUUGUAAACUCAAUUUAUUGUACGACUUGAAUGAAGGAGAGCGAAAAGAAGUUCUUAAGUUUUUACUGAACAGCAGCAAAGAGCAGAGAGCAGAUUGUCCCAUCGUAAAAAUCUAUUUAGUUUAUAUAUAGUGAAUAUUUAUAUUAUAUAUACAUAUAUUAAAUGAACAAAUGGCAAGUAACAAACAAACCAACAAAAAAGAAAUAGCAAUUAGACGAACGUAAAAGGAAAGUGAAAAAUUAUAUAUAUACAAUACAUAUAUAUCAUAGCGCAAAGAAUAAUAUAUAUUUUAAUGAAGGAACAUCAACUGAUUAAGUGCAGCUCAACUAAGAGCACAAAAUGUUUUUAGACUAAGUACCUACCUACCUAAAUGAAUUCAGCAAUUACAUAAUAUAUACAAGAGAUAGACGAGAACGCUGAGAAGGCAGAAUGCAGAAUGCAGGCCCAGAAGGCAGAUCAGUUUCUACUUCUAUGGAGUCUAAUUUGUAUAAUUAUAUAUACGUGCAUAUUACGAGGAUAAUGCCCCAUGAUCAUCACAGAGAAUAAAGCAAAAAAGAAACAUAUUUAACCACA
Messenger RNA from Drosophila takahashii, 4968 nucleotides. RefSeq names its product boule homolog, RNA binding protein (gene bol). Gene Ontology annotation, molecular function: protein binding; mRNA 3'-UTR binding; translation activator activity. Lineage: Eukaryota; Metazoa; Arthropoda; Insecta; Diptera; Drosophilidae. Gene Ontology annotation, biological process: 3'-UTR-mediated mRNA stabilization; positive regulation of translational initiation. Gene Ontology annotation, cellular component: cytoplasm. The record is from RefSeq and is a predicted model, not a curated record.